GCCUUAGCUAGGCGUUUUGUUCGCUGAGACGCGAGAGGCGAGCGAAGCUGACAGUGAUUUUGACAGUGAUUCCAACCCGCUUUUGUUGUUGUUGGCUUUUCGUUGUUUGGUUUUGUGUGUUGUGCGUGUAUGUGGCGGUUUUUCCCCCGUGGUACAUUUUUUUAAAUUGUUGUGCCUUUUUUUUUCCUUUUUUCAACCCUGUGAACGUUUUUUUUUGCUCCCCCCUCCCCCCGCCUCGGGGCUUCCGAAUAUGUUUUAUGACGGUUGAUUUUACACCAGGAGGUUUGUCUCCGAGGAAGACCCAGGGAACUGGAUAUCUAGCGAGAACUUCUACGGCUUCUCCAGCGCCUCGGGAAAAUGGGAGCUGCUGCAAAGUUGGCGUUCGCCGUCUUUCUUAUCUCUUGCUCUUCAGGUGCUAUACUUGGCAGAUCAGAAACUCAGGAGUGUCUUUUCUUUAAUGCUAAUUGGGAAAGAGACAGAACCAACCAGACUGGUGUUGAGCCUUGCUAUGGUGAUAAAGAUAAACGGCGACAUUGUUUUGCUACCUGGAAGAAUAUCUCUGGUUCCAUUGAAAUAGUGAAGCAAGGUUGUUGGCUGGAUGAUAUCAACUGCUAUGACAGGACUGAUUGUAUAGAAAAAAAAGACAGCCCUGAAGUAUACUUUUGUUGCUGUGAGGGCAAUAUGUGUAAUGAAAAGUUCUCUUAUUUUCCGGAGAUGGAAGUCACACAGCCCACUUCCAAUCCGGUUACACCGAAGCCACCCUAUUACAACAUCCUGCUGUAUUCCUUGGUACCACUUAUGUUAAUUGCAGGGAUUGUCAUUUGUGCAUUUUGGGUGUACAGACAUCACAAGAUGGCCUACCCUCCUGUACUUGUUCCUACUCAAGACCCAGGACCACCUCCACCUUCCCCAUUACUAGGGUUGAAGCCAUUGCAGCUGUUAGAAGUGAAAGCAAGGGGGAGAUUUGGUUGUGUCUGGAAAGCCCAGUUGCUCAAUGAAUAUGUGGCUGUUAAAAUAUUUCCGAUACAGGACAAACAAUCCUGGCAGAAUGAAUAUGAAGUCUAUAGUCUACCUGGAAUGAAGCAUGAGAACAUACUUCAGUUCAUUGGUGCAGAGAAAAGAGGCACCAGUGUGGAUGUGGACCUGUGGCUAAUCACAGCCUUUCAUGAAAAGGGCUCACUGUCAGACUUUCUUAAGGCUAAUGUGGUCUCUUGGAAUGAACUUUGUCAUAUUGCAGAAACCAUGGCUAGAGGAUUGGCAUAUUUACAUGAGGAUAUACCUGGCUUAAAAGAUGGCCACAAGCCUGCAAUAUCUCACAGGGACAUCAAAAGUAAAAAUGUGCUGUUGAAAAACAAUCUGACAGCGUGCAUUGCUGACUUUGGGUUGGCCUUAAAGUUUGAGGCUGGCAAGUCUGCAGGUGACACCCAUGGGCAGGUUGGUACCCGGAGGUAUAUGGCUCCAGAGGUGUUAGAGGGUGCUAUAAACUUCCAAAGGGACGCGUUUCUGAGGAUAGAUAUGUACGCCAUGGGAUUAGUCCUAUGGGAACUGGCUUCUCGUUGCACUGCUGCAGAUGGACCUGUAGAUGAGUACAUGUUGCCAUUUGAGGAGGAAAUUGGCCAGCAUCCAUCUCUUGAAGAUAUGCAGGAAGUUGUCGUGCAUAAAAAAAAGAGGCCCGUUUUAAGAGAUUAUUGGCAGAAACAUGCAGGAAUGGCAAUGCUCUGUGAAACGAUAGAAGAAUGUUGGGAUCAUGAUGCAGAAGCCAGGUUAUCAGCUGGAUGUGUAGGUGAAAGAAUUACUCAGAUGCAAAGACUAACAAAUAUUAUUACUACAGAGGACAUUGUAACAGUGGUCACAAUGGUGACAAAUGUUGACUUUCCUCCCAAAGAAUCUAGUCUAUGAUGGUUGCACCAUCUGUACACACUGAGAAUUGGGACUCUGAACUGGAGCUGCUAAGCUAAGGAAACUGCUUAAUUUUCUGUGUGAAAAGAGUAGAAUGCCUCCGGGACAUGUAUGAAAGCAGCCCCUUGUGGAAAGCAUGGAUCUGGGAGACUUCACUGCAUCGUUUGCAGCACAGAUAUGAAGGGGAGUCUAAGGGAAAAGCUGCAAACUGUAAAGAACUUCUGAAAAUGUACACGAAGAAUGUGGCCCUCUCCAAAUCAAGGAUCUUUUGGACCUGGCUAAUCAAGUAUUUGAAAACUGACAUCAGAUUUCUUAAUGUCUGUCAGAAGACACUAAUUCCUUAAAUGAACUACUGCUAUUUUUUUUAAAUCAAAAACUUUUCAUUUCACAUUUUAAAAAGGGUAACUUUUUAUUGCAUUUGCUGUUGUUUCUAUAAAUGACUAUUGUAAUGCCAACAUGACACAGCUUGUGAAUGUGUAGUGUGCUGCUGUUGUGUGUACAUAGUCAUCAAAGUGGGGUACAGUAAAGAGGCUUCCAAGCAUUACUUUAACCUCCCUCAACAAGGUAUACCUCAGUUCCACGGUUGCUAAAUUAUAAAAUUGAAAACACUAACAGAAUUUGAAUAAAUCAGUCCAUGUUUUAUAACAA
Grammomys surdaster is the source of this 2547-nucleotide messenger RNA. It is a transcript of the gene Acvr2a, whose product is annotated as activin A receptor type 2A. Lineage: Eukaryota; Metazoa; Chordata; Mammalia; Rodentia; Muridae. Gene Ontology annotation, cellular component: activin receptor complex; plasma membrane. The record is from RefSeq and is a predicted model, not a curated record. Gene Ontology annotation, biological process: protein phosphorylation; cellular response to growth factor stimulus; activin receptor signaling pathway. The coding region runs from base 358 to 1899 and encodes 513 amino acids. The transcript has 11 exons. Gene Ontology annotation, molecular function: activin receptor activity; activin binding; ATP binding.